AUGGAGGCUCAACAGCAGAAGUCGGGAAAGCCCUGGAGUGGCACAAAUCGAAUCCCUAACAUCAAGGAGUUUGUUGCACAUCUUGACAAAGACAAGUCCGAAAGAGACAAGGCUAUCGAUGCACAGAAGCUUGCUGGAGAGGCUCAAAAGUAUUCGGCUGAAGUCACUCCGCACAAGAAUGAACAACAGAAGAAAGGCGGCAAAACAGUAACGGAUCCGGUCACUGGCAACCAGGUGGUCAUUGCCGAUGUCGGGAAGGAGUAUAUGGAAAGGGCCGAUAACCCCAAGCUAUCAGUGCCAAAUGCCAACCUGGGCCGACCUACUACAGUAGCGACGGAUCCUUCGCAGAAGAACCCAGAGUACAAGGAAAAGCAAGACAUCACUGCUCCUCCAGACCCGGUUGCCGAGGGCAGCACUUCUGACGUCCCCAUUCAUGGAGAAAAGACCAACAUUCUGUUCCACCCGACCCCUUCAGUCAGUUAUGAGCCGAUGUUCGAGCUUCUCGAAAAUCGGGCUGGUGGAUUAUGCAUUGCCAUCCUCAUAUCCAUUAUCGUUUUCGGGAAAAUGUUCGGCGGCUCUCUUAAGGGUCUGAUUCCAUUGGGCAUGUGCCUCGCUUCUGCCGUCUGGUUGUGGAUGAAAGAGGUGGUACGAAGUGGCCGUGAGGUGGAAUGGAGCAGUGAACAGAGCAGAGGAGAAACGGCUGUGGCCAACCUCCUCCCUGAAUCAGUCGAAUGGAUGAACACAUUUCUGGGCGUCGUUUGGGGCUUGAUCAACCCGGAUAUGUUUGCCGCUGUGGCAGACACCCUAGAAGAUGUCAUGCAAGCAUCUGUCCCGGGUGUCAUCAACAAUGUCAGAGUGGCCGAAAUCGAUCAAGGAAGUAACCCAAUCCGAAUUCUCAGUCUGCGCGCUUUACCUGACUCCAAAAUGCACGAGCUUAAGAAGAGCAUUCAUGAAGAGAACAAGAAGACCAAAGACCCUCAGGAGGCGGCAGCAGACGAAGAAGGUGGUGAUUAUUAUAAUCUCGAGAUUGCCUUUGCGUAUCACGCCAAACCCGCUGGUAAUCGUGCGUCUGCUGCUUCGAGGGCCAGAAACAUGCACAUGAACCUUGUCUUCUAUCUCGGAAUCAAAGGGCUCAUCGGCGUGCCACUUCCUAUUUUCGUUGAACUUCAAGAGCUUGUUGGAACCGUCCGCUUGCGGCUGCAGAUGACCCCCGAACCACCUUUUGCAAAGAGUCUCACCUUCACCCUGAUGGGAGUUCCUCAUGUUCAAGCCGGCUGCAUUCCCAUGGUGCAGAAGGGGGUUAAUAUCCUCAAUCUGCCGUUGAUAUCAAACUUCGUCAACUAUGCGAUCGGCGCAGCGGCAAGCAUGUAUGUGGCUCCCAAAUCAAUGCAGCUCGACCUGAAAUCCAUGCUGCAAGGAGACGACAUCACCAAAGAUACACAGGCCAUGGGUGUCAUGUGGGUCCGCAUCCAUCGUGCCAUCGGCCUCAGCAAGCAAGAUCGUCGAGGAAGCAAAUAUGGAGGAAGCGAUCCUUACAUCAACCUAUCCUUCUCCAAAUAUGGAAAGCCAAUGUACUGCACUCGUGUCAUCACAGACGACCUCAACCCCGUUUGGGAAGAAACCGCAGCUCUUCUUGUCACACCUGAGCUCAUCAAAGCCGACGAACAACUCAGCGUGGAGCUGUGGGACUCCGACCGCAACUCUGCGGACGAUAUAGUUGGAAAGGUUGAGCUGUCAAUGCAGAAAAUGAUUCAACAUCCGGGCAAAAUGUAUCCUCAAAUCUCAAAACUCGCUGGCACCCACCAGGGCAGCGAGAUGCCGGGUGAGCUGCAUUGGGAAGUGGGCUACUUUGGCAAACCCAAAUUUCGACCUGCUCUUCGUACCGAUGGCAAAGACAAAAACCUACCGGACGAGCUUAAGAACGACGAGAAGCUCCAAGAUGAGAAAGGUGUUAUUGACUCUGAAGACGCAGAUGCUGUGGCACAUACUCCCCCUGACCCGUUGUGGCCUAGUGGUAUCUGCAGUGUUAUCAUUCACCAAAUUGUCAGCCUCGAACUCGAGAACAUCAAGGGCAGUGAUGGCAAUAGAAAGGGUAAAGAGUUUGAGCCAGCCAAGCCCUAUGGGGAGGGCACCGACGAAGAGUCGAUCAAACUCCCAACUUCUUACUGUACAAUCCUGUUCAAUGAUACGCUGGUGUACCGCACACGAGCCAAAGCCGUCAGCAGCAAACCCAUCUUCAACGCCGGCACCGAACGCUUUAUGCGAGACUGGAGGUCCGGAAUAGUCACAAUCACUGUGCGUGAUCAGCGGAAUCGCGAGCACGACCCUAUCUUGGGUGUUGUGCCCCUUCGCCUAUCAGAUAUACUCACCACGAGUUCUCAAGUGACCAGAUGGUAUCCUCUUGACGGUGGCAUUGGGUUUGGCAGAAUCAGGGUUUCGUUGCUUUUCCGAAGUGUUGAAACUCGACUCCCUCCUAAUAUGCUAGGCUGGGAUGUUGGCACCUUUGAAUUCAUUUCGGACAGAAUCGUGGCCACAGGUUGGAAGGCCAAUUCAAAGCUGAAACUCCGCACAGGUGGUAGCGUUGGCAAAAUCCCCCGAACACAAUGCAACAGUAAUGAAGGUGGUGAUGGCAUCUACUUUGAUGUCUCCAGUGAGAACAACAACCACAUCCGUCUACCUGUCAAGUACCGAUAUCGAUCUCCGGUCAUCUUUGAAUUCCACGUGACAGGCAAACGUGGAGCAGCGGCGUACGCUUGUAUCUGGCUUCAGAAUUUGAUUGACAACGAAGAAACACCAAUCGACAUUCCCAUUUGGACGACCAAGAAUGGCAACCGACUCGUUCAAAACUACAUCACCGAAGAGAAUGCCAAAGCAUUUAUGGAUAAAGGAUUAGAAGAUCUGAAGGAAGUUGGCCGACUCCAGUUCCGAGGCCGCUUCAAGGCUGGCAUGGAUGAGUCGCACCGAGACUUCAUCGUGGACAACAAUAGUCGGGAGACUUAUGAAACGUUCGAGGCAUGCUUGACCGAAGGUGUGCGCGAGCGAGUUGUCCAAGGCGAGGUGCCAGAAAAUAUCCAAGAACUGCACGAGGCUUCCCUGAAAGAGGGCCGUGAUAUUCUCCACCAAGAAGUGUCGGAGAAAGAGAAACGCAUAUGGCUCAGCAAGACUGGCGAAGACUGGUCUGGGGCAUUCAGUCAUGAUCCCAGGGCUUACACCAAUAAAAAGCAUGAAAAGAUUGCCGAGCCCGGUACUGACGAACCUCCCCAUGAUCCAUAUAACCCGUCAGAUAAUGAUGAUGACGACGACGAGCCUAUUGAUGAUGACUCGUCAGACUUGGGCAUCACUGAUGCCACCAAUGCUCCGGAAGGAGCAUUCCAGAAGGACCCGAAGGACGUUGAUGGCCUAAAUGGCCAUGCUGAAGGUAUGAAUGGGCGGCCCAGUGCUGAUACCACAGCAACAGGUGAGACCGGCUAUACAACCAUGACCGAGACAUCGACGAACUCAGUCCAACCUGUGCAGAAGAGAGAUAGCGGUUUCGAGAAGAAGACCGGAAAACGAGCGGAGGAACGUAAGCAUCGAGGGUUGUCGCAAUGGACACCGGCGAGAAACGUCAAGUUUGCCAAAGAUGAAGCCAAGAUUGGAAUGAGCAAGAUCAAGAAACGAUUCACAGGAGGGCUCGGUGGAAGAGAGCCUGGUGUCGAGACCGAGGCUUGA
This is a messenger RNA of Fonsecaea nubica, 3711 nucleotides long. RefSeq lists its product as hypothetical. The transcript is spliced from 4 exons. Lineage: Eukaryota; Fungi; Ascomycota; Eurotiomycetes; Chaetothyriales; Herpotrichiellaceae. The record is from RefSeq and is a predicted model, not a curated record. Gene Ontology annotation, molecular function: lipid binding. Bases 1 to 3711 code for a protein of 1236 amino acids.